Abrus precatorius (Indian licorice) is the source of this 1017-nucleotide messenger RNA. RefSeq lists its product as uncharacterized. The record is from RefSeq and is a predicted model, not a curated record. NCBI's taxonomy places the organism in Eukaryota, Viridiplantae, Streptophyta, Magnoliopsida, Fabales, Fabaceae. Gene Ontology annotation, molecular function: antiporter activity; GDP-fucose transmembrane transporter activity. Gene Ontology annotation, cellular component: Golgi apparatus. The transcript has 10 exons. Bases 1 to 1017 code for a protein of 338 amino acids.
AUGGAGUCUGCGAAUUAUUUGAGGCUGCCACUCUCUGAAAAUUCAAAGCAGAAUGAAGAGAGAGAACACAAGGUUGCAACCAUGACCAGAAAAGGAGUCUACACUGCUUUAUCUUAUAUGGCCUCUUCGGUUCUCUUGGUCAUGUUCAAUAAAGCAGCUCUCUCCUCUUACAAUUUCCCAUUUGCAAAUGUCAUCACACUUACUCAGAUGGUGUGUGCAUUUAUUAUUCUCUUUGUGCUGAAAUUCUUGAAGAUAAUUUCUUUCACGACUGGUGAAUCGAAGAGCAGUUCUAACAAUCCAGUAAUAUUUGUGUCCUAUAGGACAUUAGCUCAAACACUUCCUCUUGCUUUAACAUAUUUACUAUAUAUGGUAGUGACCAUGGAGGCAGUUCGUGGCAUAAAUAUUCCCAUGUACACUACCCUUAGGCGAACAACUGUGGCCUUCGCAAUGAUCAUGGAAUAUUUCCUGUCAGGGAAGAAACAUUCAAGUUUUGUUAUUGGAAGUGUUGGGGUAGUGAUAGCUGGCGCUCUGGUUGCUGGAGCUCGGGAUUUUUCAUUUGAUUCGUAUGGCUAUUCAGUUGUAUUCGUAGAAAACAUGUGUAAGGCGGUGUACCUCGCUUCUGUUUCUCGUAUCGGUAAAUCCACCGGCCUUAAUGUUUUUGGUCUUGUAUGGUGCAACGUGGUGAUUUGUGGACCAAUCUUGUUUCUCUGGUCGUUACUCAGAGGAGACCUCCGAACAACCCUGAAUUUCCCAUAUUUGUUCUACACUGGAUUUCAGGUGGUGAUGUUUCUUUCCUGUGUUUUGACCUUCUUUAUGAACUACAUUGUUGUUUUAAAUACAACGGUCAACUCCGCACUUACACAGGCAAUCUGUGGUAAUUUAAAGGACGUUUUUACUAGUGGUUUCGGUUGGUUAUUAUUUGGUGGACUUCCAUAUGAUUUGUUCAAUGUUCUUGGACAAUCACUUGGCUUCCUUGGGUCCUGUUUGUAUGCCUAUUGUAAACUCCAAGGAAUAUGA